Magallana angulata is the source of this 2807-nucleotide messenger RNA. RefSeq names its product FAS-associated factor 1-like. The record is from RefSeq and is a predicted model, not a curated record. Gene Ontology annotation, cellular component: nucleus; endoplasmic reticulum. The transcript has 18 exons. Lineage: Eukaryota; Metazoa; Mollusca; Bivalvia; Ostreida; Ostreidae. Gene Ontology annotation, molecular function: ubiquitin binding. The coding region runs from base 81 to 2126 and encodes 681 amino acids.
AGUUUUGUUUCAUUUUCAUUUUCUAACGGAUGUAAAAUCUGUAAAUAUUAUUGCGCACGCGCAAUCCAAUUUUAGCAACAAUGGCAGAAGGCGAAAGAGAUCAAGUGCUGGCUGAGUUUCAGGCUUUUACAGCUCUGGAAGACAUUGACACUUGUAUUCAAAUUUUAGAGUCUAAUGACUGGAAUUUAAUGAGAGCAGUUAACAGUGUAAUGCCUGGAUCUGAUGGAGGAAUAUCACCAAUGGCUGGAGAUCCUCCUGUGUCACAAUUUGAGGAUGUCAGUCCACCUCCCUAUUCAGCAUCUUCACCAGAUAAUGACAACAAUGUGGCAGAUACCAGAAACUUCUUUGAUGCCAGCUCAGCAUCAGAAUGUUAUGUGGCAGUCCCAUCCACAAGUAAUUCUUCUCCCAAGCGAAGGCAUGCAGGAGGUGGUCCCAGACCACGAAUCUUGAACUUUAAAGUGGAAUACAGAGACCAAAACUUUUACUUCAGUGUCGGAGAUAAUGAACAAAUUGGCAAAGUUAAAGAACUUCUGUCUCAGAAAAUCGGGGUGCCUCCUGAUAAGCAAAGCUUGAGAGGUUGGAGCACAAGGAAGGCUAGAGUGGAAGAUGAUAAAAUUCUAAGAGAACUUCAUCUUCCUAAAGAGAAUACAUUGUUCCUGUUAACCCCAGACAUCCAAAAUCCCACACUUGUCAAACCAACAUGCGAAAUUGAGAUGGAGAAUUUAACAGAAGCUCUAAAUAGAACAUACGCCUUGGAAAUUAAAUUCACAGAAAAUGGUGCAAUUCAGCAGUACAAAUUAAAUAUGCCUGGAAGUAAAACUAUUGGAGAGGUGAAAAAUGAUGUGUAUGCUCUUACCAACUUGCCAGCUAGACAUCAGAUAUGGACAGGAUGGCCUGAAAGUGCGAAAAAUGAUGAUACUAUGACAAUUGGUUGUUGUGGUUUGAAUUAUCCUAUCCAUAGUUUAGAGCUUACAAAAGCAAACAUCACAGCAAGACCUAAAAGAAUUCCACCCAGUGAGGCAGUAGCAGAAAUAGAAAUCAGUGAUGACGAUGAUGAAAUGAAUUCAAUAGACGAUGACAUGUUUGACCAUGAAGAUAUACCAAGCAACCGGGGUAGACCUACACCCUUAAUGCCAGAAUCUGUAAAUGAUGAAGUAGAAGCAUUGGAACAUUUUACCAAAGAAUUUAGAGAGAGAUAUGGAGAAACACACCCAGUAUUUUAUGUUGGUUCCUUAGAAAAUGCAAUAAAAGAGGCACUAAAUGGCAAGGCCAAAGAUAGAAAAUUAUUGGCAGUGUACCUUCAUCAUGAUGGGAGUAUUUUAUCAAAUGUGUUCUGUUCUCAAAUCCUGUGUUCUGAAAGUGUAGUAAAUUACCUCAGCAGUAAUUUUAUCACCUGGGCAUGGGACAUGACACAUGAAACAAAUUGUGCCAGACUGAUUACCAUGGCUACUAGGCAUUUUGGUAAUGUCGUAGCUGGACAGAUGAGAUGUCUGAAAUCAGAACAGCUACCUAUGUUGUUAGUUAUCUCAAGGGCAAGAGCUACCAAUGAGGUCAUAGAUAUGAUUCCAGGGUCUUUAUCAUUAGAUGAACUUAUGACAAGAUUGAUCCAUGAUUCAGAAAGCUUCCAACAACAGCAAAGGAUAGACAUUCAAGAAGAGGAGGAAAGAGAGGCUCGGGAAACUAUCAGAAGAGAACAGGAAGAAGCUUUCAAAGAAUCGCUAGCUGCAGACAGGAAAAAGGUGGAAGAGCAAAAACUCCAGCAAGAAAUGGAAAUCAAGAAACAGGAGGAAGAGGAGAGGCAACGAAGAGAAGAGGAGGAGAGGAAAAUGGCUAUUCAGCAGUCUGCAGCCCUACAAAUCCCUGAUGAACCGGAGGAGAAUUCUGAAGAACCUGUUGCCCGAUUAAGGUUUCGAACUCCAACUGGUGAGGUGAAAUUGAGGCGGUUCCGGGCCACUGAGCCACUGAGAAAUGUCCUGUUUUACCUCACCUCCGAGGGCUUUCACAUAGAGGAUUACAAAAUCCUUACUACUUUUCCAAGAAGAGAUAUUUCACAGUUAGAUGCAAUGGAGACCCUACAAGAUCUUAGACUUUAUCCCCAAGAGACCCUAAUCCUAGAGGAGAAGUGAACGACUGGAUGUGUGAAUGAUUUUUCACCAUGCUUGUUACUGUGAUAUCAUUUGUAUGUUUUUACUGCAUGUUAUCAUACAAAGCAAUGUCUCCCAUGUGACUUAUGACAUGUUACAUGAUUCUAUUUUAAAAGAAUGAUUAAAAUGUAACGAUUCUUGUAUUUUAUAUGUACUGGAUGAGGCAUACAUGUAUGUGUAUACCGUAUGUUGUUUGAAAGGAACAUAAAUUAUACAUAAUAAGCCUAAUUUAUUUGACAGCUGUCAUUAAACUCCUAGGCAGAAAAUUUUUAAUGUUUGGCCAAACUCUGAUUUCAAAACUUGGUAAAACAAAAAUAUUUUUAAAACAUAUUAUAUCCCAUUUAAUCACUUGUUUCAGAAAGCUUUAUGAUCUGUAAUGGAUUUAUAAAAUACUUACCCUGAAGGAUUCAAUUCUUACAAAAAAACUAUAUAUUCAGUUAAAUCAUUAACUUUUGUUUUGGUCAGUUGUUGGUUUUUUUUUAGUUCAGACAUUUACCACUGAGCAUGAAAGAUAUAUAGGAGGAUGCUGUUGUGUUUGUGAUAUAACUUUGUGCGUUAUGAAUGAAUGAGUUAUUAUUUAGAAGACAUUGUAUUAGCAGAUGUAUUGCCCUUUCUGAAUUUGAUAAUCAUCUGCCAAUUUUAAAAUAAACAAAUCAAAUUACA